UAGAACAAAAAUGAAGGAGCCUCCCCUUGGGUGGUGGUCAUAUGUUCUAAUCUGGAACUUGUCCUAUUUCAGAUGGUUUACAAGACUGUUGCCAGAGACCCAGGAAUGUAGAGCCCUAUUAACCAGCCUGGUAUCCAUUUCAGCCCAAAGUAUAAGCUUGUGCGUUCACAAAGCUAGGCUGGUGCACUCAGUUAAGACAGCAUUGAUACUGAUCCUUUCACUGUGCUGGCACAAGUCAGGGCUGUUAUCUUCCAGUGGAUUGGUGCAAAUGGUUUCAAAACAGACUUCCGCAUGCUACCCUCUAGUGCACCAAAGAGGAACUUUGUUCCACUACUGAGCAUUUUAAAGAGCCAUCAGGGUCUUUGAAAAUUGUUUGGGAAACAUUCUAUACCAGGUGGUACUUGACCUCCAGCCUGUGGGCCAGCUCUGGCCCCCAGCACCGUGUCAUCUAGCCCAUGAGGCUCCCCAUGGAUCCAAAAAUUUGGCAGUGGGGGAGCAGUGGUACUGCUAUCCUGCUCCCAAAUUUCCAGCCCCAUGAGGAGCCCUGGGCCCUGAGGAGCAGAGGCAGUGUAGAGCCUGAUCCUGACGCACAGGGCUUGAUCCGGCCCACAGGCCAGCCCUCCGCUACUCAUCUCACCCAUGGGGUGAGAAGCUUCAGUUCCACUGUUCUAUACAACUAUUUAGAGAGAAUUCUGUCCCUGUGUUCAUAAAAUUAAGGACAUUUCACGAAACCAGAAACUUACCCACCUCAUCCCAGUAAGAGUUUGCCUGUUCUUUCUUUUCCCACCUGGAGUCAUCCUUCUUAUUCUGUUGCAGUCUUAAUCCUCCACAUGGCAAACAGAUGUAGCAGAAUAAACUUCAGGUGGUAAAGAAGCAGUAAGGGCAAGCCAGGUUUGAAAAGAUACUUGCAAAGUCAAAAAACAACUAAAGACCCAACCUGUUAGGUCUGUUAGGUUGUCUUAUGUGAUUCCCCACAAUACAGACUUUGGGGGUCUUGCAUACUAGAGGAGUCCAUCCUUGGCAAGAUGUGAUUUAGUGACAGCCAGGAAUUGGUUGUGCCUAUGUGCCAGGAUCACAUGGUCUGCAUUGCAAUGAUAAAGUUUGUGAAAAAAGAUCCAGGGUCAGCAUCCGUUCUUAGUCGCAUCAUGAGAAGACCAUUGGCUUUAUCAGGUUUGUGCAUGAUGCAACAGAGCAGAAUUUGUGCCUUUGCCUAUGAGAAGGUAACACAGCAGAAGUAGGAUAGCCAGGUACAGGUCAUGCAAACUAAAAUAUGCAGAUUGAUUUCUAUUGGUACAUUUUUUGUGACAUCCUGGCAGCUGAUCUUUGGGAUAUGUUUCCGUUAUAGGGUGAUGGAUCUGCCCCAGCUGAUAAGCAUCAACUGGUUCUGCAUCCAAAGUACAAAAGUUGUCCCAUAGACAAGACCUGAUAGCCUUUUAACCCUUUCGUAUUUUAACAUAGUCAGUACACCAGUGCUUUGGUAGAGACAAAGAAGUCCUUGAUAAGGAAGUGCACAACCUGGAUUCAGAUGUAGGUGUGGCCAUUUUUGUGAACCUACAUGAGACAUUCACUGUGCAGCAGCCCAUGACUACUGCGUAGUAGUGUCACAUGGAAGGAAAUGUGACAUGAUGCCACUGCGCAGUAGUCAUGAGCUACUGCGCAGUCAGCGUUACAAAAAAGCCAUUCCUCGGUGCAGUUAGCAUCUCAUGAAGACACAGCCAAUAAGAGUGAUGCUAGAAUGUAUGCUGUACUCCUCUGUUUAGUACAUGUGAACUAGAUCAUCAGACAUUUAGGCACCUCUUUCCUGUUUAGGUGCCCAACUCCCUUUGAUUUGAAGCUGUGUCCCUAGUGCCUAAAACAAGCUCAACCUGAAUAUUCAGUCUGAACCUCAGGAAGGUUUCAUUUAAAUACUGAGUGUGAAUCUCCAAAGCCAGACAUUUUUAUAUCCCAGUAGGAUAAAGGAAGUAUAAAAUCUGGAAAAGCACAUUUAGAAAAUAAUUUUACUCUCAUUAUCUUGCUUCUGCCUUCAAGGGGAGCAGUACUGGCGUCUGACUUCGGGCCACUAGCUAUUUUAUGUUUCUGCUAGUUCCUGGCAAGAGAACUUGUUUAACAGCCAUUUUAAACAUCAGAAACUUGAAAAUCUCUUUUAAAAGAUCAAAUUUUUGCUCUUGCAUUUUACAGUAACAAUUUCUAGAAUACAUGAUUAUAUGCAUAGCAUGCUGCCACUUGUAUACUUAACAUUUUUAAGCUAUCAGUGUAGUAGAAUCUUGUUGGCCAUAUAUACAACUUUCCUAUACAUGGAUUGGCCAGAGCCAUCCAAAGGGAAAGCUGCCAGCUCUCUGCAGGAAACAUUAAUGCACAAAAUUAUGAGCAUUAAUCUUAUUUUUCAACCUCUAUUUUAAAUCUGGGUUUGGUUUGGUUUUUAUUGCUGUUGCCAUUUUGCGUGGGACUCAGCAUAAAUUCAUAUUACAAAUCUUGUACUUUUUUAUCCCUCUGCAAGAAGUAGAUAUGUGUGUUCCCCUCUUACUCAGAUAUUCUCUCUCAAAAAUGCCAUAAAUGUUGGAGUUCUUGGCCAUUUAUAUAGUAUUAUGUACUAUAUAACAGUAUUCACAAGUACUUUCAUUUCAUAGAGGGUUUUUUCCAGUGAUGCUUUUAAUAAUGCUCUCACAAGUAUGCCAAGUAGUUUAGGAUCACCAGAAAUGGUUAUAUUUCACAGCACCUUUUUUAGUGACUAUUCAUUCUAGGAGCAGUAACUAUACACUAAACACAGUACAAAAUUGGAUUCUGGUCUCAGGCCAAUCCUGUAUUCCACAGAUGCCUCAACUAUAUGGUUGUUAGUUUCGUCAAGUACUGCGACCAGACUCAUGAUGCAACUCAUGGAAGUCCCUGGACCGACCGCUUUCAUCUGGCAUUCUAUGAGGGACCCGAUUCUGAUCGCAUCCCUGUUUUAUAUCAGUUUAAUUUCACUUAAAUCAGUGGAAUUACACUCAAUAUGCACCAAAUGUGUAAAAAGAAUAUGGCUUAUGCACAGAAAAGGAAGAAGGGGAGCGUGUGAAAUGAAAAGAAAUAACAGGGAUUUGGUGAAUAAUCUAAGGGCGGGCUGGUUUACCUCAGACAGUAAUAUGAUGAGUGGACCCAGAGAAAGAGGUCAAGGUCACUGAUGGACCUAGUGUGUCCAGCAAUACAAGCUGAGCCACACUGCUACUACACAAGCAUCGGAGUCUCAGCAUAUACUGUUGACCUGUUUGCGGGAGGAGUAAAGUUAUGUUUUUUGCAAUUCUGCUCCCCUGCCACAUCACUUCUUAUCAAUGAGAGGCUCAUGCAGGUUGCCUUUCUUGCCUCAAUUCCUGCCUCUUAUUGGUGUGUCACGUACAUACACUUUUCACUCACUAAAAUGCCAGAUAAAUGGCAAAUGGCACUCCCUUACUACAAUACUCCCUUACUACCCCUUAUUACUACCCCUUAUUUAUUGUCUAUUCUGCUCCUUAUCUACUGCCCCCUGAAGUAUACUAUGGGUUUGUGAUACCACUGAAUGUGUCCUGCUAGCUUGGCACCUGCCCUGAACCUGAAUGAGAUUCUGUUAAGAUGUAUCUGCAGGUUUUUCCCCCUCAGGUCAAACGUACCAUAAAUAGAAUAGUAAAAGAAACUGAUUAGAUGCAUCAAAAUUAAAUAAAUAGAUAAAUUACUAAAUAAAUGAUGCAGACAAGGCCAAGGUGAAUUUACUAGGAGGAAUCUAAGAGGGCUUAUUUUGCAGUACAGUUGUUUUUGUAGUGCUGUUUCAAAUGUGAAAGUCUCUUCACAAGAAGAGUUUUAGCCAAGAGGAAUUUGAAUGAUUUGUUUUACUACAGCUGAGCUAAAGGGCUUAUAUGGAGAUAAAGAGGAGAACAAAGCUUAAAAUGGCCACCACUUUUUGAAUGCCACAAUAAUCUAACUACACGAGGGAAAGAAGUCAACCUGACAGGACAUCUUUGUUGAAAGUUGUAAUGGAAGAAAAUGGAAUAUCUAAUUGCAGUGGAAUGUCUAACUGGCUAUUAGGAAUGGAAUUCUGAAAAGGUAAUGAAAGCAGAACACUUUUGAUCCUAUUAGGCUUUUCUGAAAAAUUGCACGGUAACCUAGUGCUUCUGAACCAGGGUGCCAAGACACCCUGGGGUGCCUUGAAAUCCUUUCAAGCAUGUCAUUGGGGUGCCACACAAGGUUAGCACUGGUUGGCAUGCAAACAUGAUUCACAAAACUAAAGGCUGCUUAUACACAUUCUGGUUCAUAUUCUAAUUAGAAUGCUCCAGAUGACUUCAUCAUCACAUGUAUAAGCCCCCACAGUUUAAAAAUAGCCUCUGGGGUACUUUAUCUAAACCUCAUCAAAUGAGGUUUAGAUAAAGCACCCAUCCCCAUUCAGGACCUGUGGGGGCUUAAUAUACAUGAUGGUAGGGCAUUUUAAUUAGAGCAGCUUUCCGGGAACUGCUGUAAUUAAAAUGCCCCCCACCCCCAAGCACAUCGUCUAGACAGUCAAAUAUUCGGACCUGUUGUGGUCUUUCUGAGUUAUAUGCAACAAGAAUUGCUCUAUUAUUUUUAUGUAGUUAAAAAUGGAGCGAAAACAAAGGGCUGCCAUUUUCCAGAGCUUGCCUUGAUACUAUUGAGGGAUACCUUGAUCCUAGCUAAAAGGUUGAGACCCAGUGCCCUAACCUAAUUCAGCCAGGGAAGGAAGAGUACACCAUAUUGCUUAUUCCAUCAGCUUCAAUUCUCACAUACACAGCACAGACUCAUGGCACAAAGCAUUGUAAUUCAAGAACUAUGAAUGAUUCCAAGGAUAACACAAGGUUUUCAGUAUUGUCAAUACCAGGCAUUCAAAAAUCUUGAAAUUAAUUUACAAAGGAUGAGAGUAUAAAUACAUUGGAGCUCUUUGUUUGACACCUGGUGUCAGCACUUGUAAGGUUUUAUCAUCCCAGACAUCAUGCAAGUUAAAAACUUAAUUCAUUUUUAAUGAAAGCUGAGAUUCUGAUCUCAUACUAUUUCAGGACAUAGGGCUUUAAGAAAAGUACUGCGAUUUACAAUAAAUUUGUAGGCAUUAGCAACAUUUGGUUUUAAUAAGUAGCAAAUCAUAGAACUAUGUAUACAUACUUCUGAAGUUGGAGGAAAAUGAAAAUGACAAGACACACUUCAUAUUACUCAUUAAGUUAAUACCUGAAGGGAUGUAGGCUUAGAGCUGAGGAGAAAUGCUUACUAAGAAAAAAUAUCAGGAUACUUUGAUUUUGGAAUAGCCCAGAUGUAAGGCCCUGUUUUACUUUUCAUCUUGGAGCUGCCUCCCCAUCAACCUGUACGUAACAAGACUAGUAGGAGCAUGCUAGCAAGCUGUUGGCCACAUGGCUAGGACAAGUUCAUCCUUCUCUAGAUUCAAAGUGAACCCCAGAAUCACCUCUGAGCCUCAAAACAUGUUUCACCAAAAUCAGAAGCCAGAAAUGGACACAGUGCAAUGAAAAGCCUGUGAAUUCAUUCAAACUGCUGGUUUAGUUUGACUGGAAAUUCUCACAAAAAAUGUACCUGUAAUUAUUACAUUAUGUGCCCUGAGCCACUGAGAUGGUAGAAAGACACUGGAAAGGGAGAUAAUAAGGAAUGUUUUCUGGACAGUAAUGGAGGUAUAGUGAUUUACACAGUUUAGAAUUUAACCCUGUGUCCUCUGGGCAAAGUUCAAGUCAGGAUUUGAACAUUGCAGCUGUUCCUUGUUUAAAUCAAGGGCUAAACCAUAAUUGAGGUCUCCAAGCCAAAUAGGAGAUUUGGCCACACAACCCUCAGUCAUUUCAAGAAGAGUGAAGUGGCUAAAUACCCUAGUCAGCUCUGAAGAUCUCAUAGAUGAACUCCUCUGAAUUCCCCUGAAUUUUGGCUCUAGGUCUGGAUCAGCAGUUUAAGACUGCCUUUGAAGUUGUUGAUAAACUGGAACACUGCAUAUGCCCACAUUUUAAGUAUGGCAUUUAACCUUAGAUGGCAUUUAGUCUCAUGGUAUUCACCUUUUAAACUAGAGAGCACUUUGUUCUGUUUUUUCUUAUUUGUCCUAUAAGCAAACAUAUUUUUGGUGAACAUUGUAUGCAUGAGAGACUAUUUUUACAAAGUUUUUAGCAAGGGAAAUAAAAUUACUUUGGUCUUCUCUGUCUGAGUGAUCAUUUGUUACUCAGUAAAGCUUACUAAAAAGAAGGUGACAAAGAUAAAAAUGACACACUAAAGCUUUGAAUAGUACGGUCAUCACUGUCUCUGAAGAGUCAUCCAACUGAAAGAUUCUGAAAAUAGAGGAGAAUUUUCCUGUCCAAAACUAAGGAGGUGCAAAUCCUGGGUGGAUUUGAACUCUCAUGACAGUUGUGCAAAUCUCAGUCAUUUUGGUUUGUAAGGGUUGAUGUCCCACCUACAAGUUAAUUGAUUUUGUUUCCAGUUGAAAUUAGGCUAAACCCUCAUAUUUCAUAGUUUCCACCUAACACUGAUGGACCUUUCAGCAAACAUGACGAGAAACGGAGCACAAAAAUUGAAGACUGGCAAAUUUUCCCUAGAUUCUUUCAAUGUCAUUGUGUGUGACACAGUCCGCCUACAUGAUUCUUAUCAACCAUAGUACGCAUGCAGUUUACAAACAUAAACAGACCUAUCCUCACAUCCCUGAAAGGCACAGAAAGGUUAUUUCCAUUUUAUAGAUGGGGAGUAGAGGCACAGGGGCAGUAAGUAGCUUACUCAAGGUCAUACAGAGCUGGAAACUAAACCCAAAUUCAAUGAUGCCAUUAUUUCACCCUAGAUCUUGAGACCAAUACCUCUACCACAAGAUCAUCUUUCUUCUGCUUAUCACAUGUCUUUAGAUCUAACCACAUGGAUUAAGGCGCAGGGACAGUCUCACAGAAUACAGGACUCACUGCCUUACUGGUGGAUAGAAUAUUUGAAACCAACCCUGAAAUGUUUGUAUGCUGUUUCACAAGGUAGCACAUCACUCAUUUAAGGCUUUAUAGGUUUGCCUGAACUUUCUGCCCAACCAGUGGUCUUUGGGAUAGAGUCUAAACCUUGCAAGACAGGAAGAUAUACAAUGGGAUAGAGAACCUAUGCUGGCCCAAAGAAAACUGUCUUAUACAUGAUAUGGACAAUGGUGUGACGAGACUGCUAAGAAAGAAUAAAAUGGUUCUCCUUAACUAUCCCCACAAGGUCUCCAUACCUACAAGGCCAUGUGUCAUUGCUAGUACAUUCACUAUACACUGAGUCAUUGAACUACCCAGAUUUUUUUCUAGAUUAAAAGCUCUACAUUGAUACAAUGGGCCUUUGAUUUACAGCCAAUGCUGCUAUAGCUCUUCCAGUCUACCAAAAAUUUUAGAAGGUGUAUUUCUACACAUUUAAUAACAUUCAUUAUUUGCAGUGUAAUAGAUUUCAAUUUUUUUUCCACUGGAAACCAAACCCUCACAUUUAUUUUCAUUUUGAUCCUAAUCAAAUCAAAAUUAAUUUUUGAUUGCAAACAAAAAUCAUUUUGACAAAAAAAUUAAAGUCUGUGAUAGAAUAUGAACAAAAUGAAAAUGGUUUGUGUCAAACAAUGUCAAGGAAACUAAUUGCCAUUGUUCAGGCAGCUCCAGCAUUCAGUAGUGGCACUCUGCCUGCCUGUACAUGAGUAAAGAGAGAGUUAAUUGGUGUUUGGAAGUCUCCACUCAGAAACCAAGUUUUAAUCCCCACCAACUGACAUUCUCUGCCCCUUUAUGAGGAGUUAACUUUAUUGUUCCAAGCAGACUACGUGGAACGCUUUCCAGAUUUGACAGGCAAACCAUCCAUCAUUGUACUCUCAGACACACACAGCGAGCAAAUAUGCAAUACCAGCAAACAUCAGCAGUACUCUAUAAAGCUUCCCAAAUCCUGAGUACGGAGACAUUUGCUUAUGUCACAUGACCAGGACUUGGAGCCUAACUGAAUUACUUUCCUUCAUGCAGUUUCCCCUUUCACCACUACAAUGCAAAAGUGUCUGGAAAGAAGAAAUGUAGAGUGUUGUCACAAGCCAUAUUAACACAUGCACACAAAUGUACAUGCAUGCAUGGAAGAACUGCAGUGGCUUCCAUAGUGAAAAUGGCCCAAAAUGCAGGACUUGCAGCACUGCUUUGCUCAGCAAGGAUUUCUUCUGUUUCACUCAGAGGCUAAGGAAUGCCUACAGUAACCAUAUCCAGAUGUGCCUACUUGGCAACCCGCUGAUGAAACAUUGCUGAGGAGACACAGGAUCUACACUAUUGAAUUGAAUAAUAAGAGUUGCUUUCUUCUACUCCUUUGUCCUGGAGGGCUGGACUCAUGUUUGCUGUUGCUGAAGUGGAAUGAGACUAACCAGCAGAUGUGUUCCUGGCAGUUCUUAUUGUGAUGCCACCAGAAACAACAAGAUGGAUAUAGCCAUAAGGCCGCUCAAAACCAACUUGUAACAUUCCUGGUAACCCUCUGGAAACAAUGAAAGUUCGGCUCAAAGGAGAUGCAAUCUGUACCCUUUUCCUUGUUAUAGCACUUUGCUCUUUACUCUAUUCCCAGCUGGAACACUUAGGUUUAGCAGGUAACAAGGAACAAGCUCACAAGAAACCUUCAGCAACACAAAGAAUCUUCCCAGACCCCCAAGCCCCUGGGAGAUACUCUCAAGAGGAAGUGAUAGUAGCCAGACCCAGAAUUAUUAUUACAAAGAAGGCAGAGGUGGAUGAUUAUUCCCAAACUACCACUGUGUUCCCACUGACUUAUUCUACCUUUGACUUCAAGAGCUACCUUCUCAACAAGGACAAAAGAAACUUCAAACUUCUCAUUAACCAGCCCAAAAAAUGCAGAAGAACGCCUGGAGGUCCCUUUUUGCUUAUUGCCAUCAAAUCAGUGGUUGAGGACUUCGACAGGCGUGAAAUUGUCCGUAAGACCUGGGGCAGGGAAGGUUUGGUACAUGGGGCACAGGUUCAACGAGUUUUCCUUCUGGGAAUACCAAAAAAUAAGUCAGCACUGGCUACAUGGGAGACCCUCAUCCAUCAAGAGAGUCAGACCUACCGGGACAUUUUACUCUGGGAUUUUAUGGAUACCUUCUUCAAUUUGACUUUAAAAGAGAUACAUUUCCUGAACUGGGCCAAUGAGUUUUGUUCAAAUGUGAACUUUAUUUUUAAGGGAGAUAAUGAUGUUUUUGUCAAUGUGGAGAACAUCAUUGACUUCCUUGAGAGGCGUGACCCCACAGAGGACCUCUUUGUUGGGGACAUAAUUUACAAUGCACACCCCAUCCGCAUGAGAAAGAGUAAAUACUACAUCCCAGAAACAAUGUAUGGGCUAGGCAUGUAUCCAGCCUAUGCAGGGGGAGGGGGAUUCUUGUUGUCCAGCCAAACCAUGAAAAAGCUCUCUGAGGCUUGCAAAGAAGUGGAGCUCUUUCCUAUUGAUGAUGUCUUUUUGGGCAUGUGCUUGCAGAGGAUCAAUCUCAAACCUGUUUUGCAUGAAGGAUUCAAGACAUUUGGCAUUGUGAAGCCCUCUGCUGCCCCACACUUGCAGACAUUUGAGCCCUGCUUUUACAAAGAUCUCAUGGUGGUCCACAGUCUAAAAGUACCAGAGAUCUGGCUUAUGUGGAACUUGCUGCAUAGCCCACGGCUUUCCUGCACCCAAAAGAAGCAAGUGAAAAAGCCAUUCCAAUGGAAGAAGAAGACUAAAAUGAUAACAGAAGCUGCAACUUCCUGAUAAAACAGACAAAGUAUGACAGAAGCACAUGGUGAGCCAAGCUCAAGCAAGGAGGAACCAAGGCAGACUGCAAUGUAAUAAACUUGGUUUAGAAAUAGAGUAUUUUAGCACUUUUCCAGUACACAAGGGCAAGUUUUUGCAGAAGCCUGUCAGAUUUCCUGGUUUGUACAUACUAUACAUAGUAGGAUUUUCUCCCUAACGUAAUUCAUAUAAUCACAAAAUUAGAUUUGUUAGAACUGCAAUAACAUUUAAUCCCCUCAGGGAUUACAUUAGAGAGAGGACUCUAGUCCUAUAGGGGGAACAUGGAGAAAGAAGGGACAAAUAAGAAAUUAAGGAUGGUGUCACUUGCAGAGCAGAAUAUAGGUAAGUUGGUCACGUGACCCAAGAUCCCCAGGUAAUUAGGAAGGGGCAGAGUUGAGAUGAGCCUUAAAAACAAGGACAAGAAGUUUCAAUUGCUCCAUCCUAAGAUAUUGAUAUCUCAUUGCUUAUAGUGACGUAUACAAAUUACACACCUGUUAAACUGCUGCUGAAUCAGGACUCAAAUUGGGUAGGUUCCUAGCAAGCUGAUGAGCUUGAUUUAUAUUCAAUGGAAGCUAAAAAUCAUUUGAAAGUGGCAAUCUCUCUCUCUCUAUCUCUCUCUCUCGCUCUCUCUCACCUUUGCAGACCAGAUCCUCAGCCAAUGCAGCUCCAUGUUCGACCUCUAUUUGUUAAGAGGAAUGACAUAUAGGACUCCCAUGAGCACCACAUUUCUUUCUCUCCCUCCUUUGAAUUGGAAGGAAAAUUAUCAGUAUAGUGCACUAGUUUAUAGAUUGCGGCAUUUUUAUACUGAGUGCAGUCAACUAUAAGAAGCAGCUGGGCCUUUUCACAUUGCUGAAGACACAAUUUUAUUAUUCAGAUAAAAAGGUUUCAAAAUAAGAGCCUUUCAAAACUCAUUACAAAAGAACAAACCCAACCCCCCUCUCUCCCCCUCUCCAAAAACCACCUCACCUCCAGACUCUGCCAUCAAAUGGUAUCCUAUGUCCUGUUUAUUGUUUUUGUAUAAACAUUUUAAACUUUGGAGAAGAUCACCAGCUUAUUUGACAUCGAAUGAACUUUUUUCCACUUAAAACAUUUCCCCCCCAGUAACAGUGAAUCUUAAAACAAACCUUCCUUGGACAUCACAAUUAGGAAGUGAAUCACUUAAAAAGGGUCAGAAAGGUCUUUUAAUCUUGGAGAUGAUGGAUCUGGAUUCACAGCUGGCUGAAACUGUUUCCCAAUUUUUAUGAAGCUUCUUCUCUCAACAAUGUCCUGAGAGCAGGGCAUUUAAGCAUGUGCUAAACCCAUCCUUAUUUUGGAGAGCUCUUACACAAGUAUUUCAAGUCAACAGAACUUUAAGCACAUUCUAAAUCAGAACCUAGGCCACAACCGUAAUUCAAACGUGAGACUCCACAGAAUUCCAGCCUUUAUUUUUCUAUUUAGCCAUAGCCAAAGCUCAAUCCCCACUUCAACUAUGCAGAGAGUGAAAAAGGCUGUUAAAGGCAUUGAUUCACUACUGCUAUUAAAGAUAUGCAGCAAUGUGUUCCAGGUUAAAAUUUAGCCUUAUGACAACAUAUUUUCAGGGAGAAAUACCAGCUACAGUAGACACUGAAGAUCUGUAAGUUGAUCUGUAAUAGGUUGGCAAUUUCUGGGAAUAUGACUUUAUACACAUAUAUAUUUCCACAAGCAAAAAAAAAUUGUUGAAAAAUAUAGUAGUUCUGGAGAGGGUGGAAAUAUGUCAUAGCCUUGUCAGUUGGAAAACCACCACUCAGGGUCUGUAGUAAAUGUGCCAUAUGUAUGUAUUUAUGAGCUGUACAGAAAAGUGUUGUUAUUAGUUGGGUAGUUGGGAAAUUAGUUACAUGUUAAUUAAAAGCAACAUGCUUAUCCAAUUAUUGGGAUUAAUUUGGUUUGUAUGUAUGGGUGGAUGGGUGGUGGGAAGAAGUAAGAAAAAAUGAUACAUGUAUUUUUGAACAGAGAAAACAAC
Molecule: messenger RNA, 11665 nt
Organism: Alligator sinensis (Chinese alligator)
Lineage: Eukaryota; Metazoa; Chordata; Crocodylia; Alligatoridae
Gene: B3GNT9
Product: UDP-GlcNAc:betaGal beta-1,3-N-acetylglucosaminyltransferase 9
Exons: 3
Coding region: 8428-9666 (412 amino acids)
Biological process (GO): extrinsic apoptotic signaling pathway; positive regulation of canonical NF-kappaB signal transduction
Cellular component (GO): membrane; tumor necrosis factor receptor superfamily complex
Molecular function (GO): transmembrane receptor protein tyrosine kinase adaptor activity; hexosyltransferase activity
Source: RefSeq, a predicted model, not a curated record